Messenger RNA from Pristis pectinata (smalltooth sawfish), 1894 nucleotides. Its product is annotated as glycerol-3-phosphate dehydrogenase [NAD(+)], cytoplasmic-like. Lineage: Eukaryota; Metazoa; Chordata; Chondrichthyes; Rhinopristiformes; Pristidae. The coding region runs from base 103 to 1155 and encodes 350 amino acids. Gene Ontology annotation, molecular function: protein homodimerization activity; glycerol-3-phosphate dehydrogenase [NAD(P)+] activity; NAD binding. The record is from RefSeq and is a predicted model, not a curated record. Gene Ontology annotation, biological process: carbohydrate metabolic process; glycerol-3-phosphate catabolic process. The transcript has 8 exons. Gene Ontology annotation, cellular component: cytosol; glycerol-3-phosphate dehydrogenase (FAD) complex.
UACAACAGUUCCAAUCAACCUCGCAGUGCAGAACUAGAAACACACCAAAGGGUAGGAGAAACUUAACCACUCCUAACUCGAUUGAUAUAACAACUCUGCACCAUGUCUGACUGCAAGAAGGUUUGCAUCGUUGGAUCCGGUAACUGGGGAUCUGCUGUUGCCAUAAUUAUUGGCAAAAACAUUGCAAAGUUAAAGCAAUUCAACCCUAUUGUUAAAAUGUGGGUCUAUGAAGAGGUAAUAAAUGGAAGAAAACUCUCAGAAAUAAUAAACACAGAACAUGAGAAUGUAAAGUACUUGCCGGGUCACAAGCUUCCAGAAAAUGUGGUGGCUGUACCGGAUAUUGUGGAAGCAUCAGAUGGGGCAGAUAUAUUUGUCUUUGUUUUACCCCAUCAGUUUAUUGGAAAGCUUUGUGAUCAAAUAAAACAUAAGAUGAAGCCUGAUGCAAUUGGAAUCUCGCUGAUAAAGGGUAUUGAUGAAGAUUCCAAUGGUCUUAAGUUAAUAUCACAUAUAAUUCAUCAGAAACUUGGUAUUGAAAUGUCUGUACUGAUGGGUGCCAACAUUGCUAGUGAAGUGGCAGAUGAAAAAUUCUGUGAGACAACAAUUGGAUCCAGAAAUAAAACUCAUGGAAAGAUCUUUAAGGAGCUGAUGCAGACCCCAAAUUUCAGAAUUACUGUGGUAGAGGAAUGUGACACGGUGGAAAUAUGUGGUGCACUGAAGAAUAUCGUGGCUGUUGGUGCUGGCUUCUGUGAUGGGCUAUCCUGUGGCGAUAAUACUAAAGCUGCUGUUAUUCGUUUGGGAUUGAUGGAAAUGUUAGCUUUUGCCAAGUUAUUCUGUGAGGGAUCAGUUACAUCAUCCACCUUCCUGGAGAGUUGUGGUGUAGCAGAUCUUGUUACAACUUGUUAUGGAGGCCGCAACAGAAGAGUAGCAGAAGCCUUUGUGAAAACUGGCAAAUCUAUUGAAGUAUUGGAGUGUGAGAUGCUGAAUGGGCAGAAGUUGCAAGGUCCUCAGACUUCUGAAGCUGUUUACAAAGUGCUCAAGCGGAAGAACUUGGUUGACAAAUUUCCACUCUUUGUUGCGGUUUUCCAAAUCUGUUAUGAAGGCAGGCCAGUCAGAGACUUCAUCACGUGCCUACAGAAUCAUCCAGAACAUUUGUAACUUGGAUGGAUACCUGCAAAUCCAUGUUUAUUCAGUCAAUAUUUCAUUUUUACAGGCAGAGUACACUACUGUGUAAGUCCUAUUUUAAUAUCCUUUUAAUAGGAUGCUUUCAAUGGUGAGAAGUAUCAAUGAAAAUUUAACACCAUUUCUAUAAUCUGCCUUUUUAACCAGUCAAAUUUAGCUUUUCGCGUUCUUCAGAAAAUUGUCUCUAAAAUGCUUUUUUUAUUAUUAACAUCUUCAAUCAUUCCCUACUUUUUCCAAUAUAACUUGAUAGUGAACUGCUUCUGUUGGCUUUGUUUUUUUAUUACCAAGUUGUAGAUCAUGCAGAAAGUGUUGGUUAAUAAAAAAUUCUGAUCUAUUUCAUUCAGAAGCAUCUAUUUUGUAUGUUAGAAAAGUGACGAAGUGGCUGAAACAUGAUCACAUUCAUAUAAUUUGGUAACUAAAGCUAAUGUUUACAUAUAAAAUGAAAAUUUCUAUAUUCAAAAACGAGUGUAAUUAUAUUGAAAAAAUUUACAUUUUUGUUUUCACAUAAAUGAAACAAUGGUAUUUUUAAAAACACAUUGUAACUACAGUUUUUAAAGGAACUCGUAUUCAAUGCACAAAUCACUGCCUUGUUUUUUUUUAAAAAUAGGUUUUCUUAGUGCUUUAAUACAACAAUCCAGUGCAAGUUAGAUGGGAAUCAAAACCAUCACUUUGUAUUUUAUAUUAUUUCAAUCAAUAAAGUGUGAAAUAAAAAUGG